This is a messenger RNA of Glycine soja, 710 nucleotides long. RefSeq names its product RING-H2 finger protein ATL39-like. Bases 143 to 640 code for a protein of 165 amino acids. NCBI's taxonomy places the organism in Eukaryota, Viridiplantae, Streptophyta, Magnoliopsida, Fabales, Fabaceae. The transcript has a single exon. The record is from RefSeq and is a predicted model, not a curated record. Gene Ontology annotation, biological process: protein ubiquitination.
AACAUUAAGAAUUUCUUGCAUUUAUAAAAACAAGACGAUUGUAUAGAACCUAAGCCAAUAUUCCAAGGCCGGCUUUAUCUUUGUCUCUAGACUUUAUAGUCUGAAUUAAUUAAAGUCAUAGUGAACACAUUUCUCUAUAUCUAUGGACAAUGGUGAUGAGCCUCUGUUGCAUGGCAAAAUCGGUACCAUACUAAUAGCCAUGGGUUCAGCCAGUUUCCUGGUCACAAUAUUCCAUCUCGUAAUCCUUUGCCGCACCCACCGCCAGGUGGCGAACAACCAAAAUUCAGAACAAGAAGAAGCCCUAGGGCGGCGCACGGGAGAGAACGCUCGGGUGCCGCACCUGAUUCCAGCCCAGAAGUACGAAAAGAAGAAGAAAAGUGAUGGUAACGAGGGUGAUGAAACAUGUGCUGUGUGCUUGGAAGAGUUCGAAGAGGGUGAAGAGUUGAGGAGGCUUCCGGAAUGCAUGCACUUUUUCCACGUGGCGUGCAUAGACGCGUGGCUCUACUCCCAUUCCAACUGUCCCGUUUGCCGGGUCCACGCCACGCCCUCGCCGGCGUUGAAUGCGCAACACACCAUAGAUAUCAUGCAAAUAGCUCGCGUUCAAAAUGGCUCUGCACGACUUGAAAUAAUAUUGACCUGAAAUAUCUGCAUGUCAUCUUCUUAAUCCAACCCAAUGUAAAUCUAUAAGAUAAUUAAGAGCCAUGAACUGA